AUGAUCAGGAUCUUCCCGGACUUCAGCGUGCAGGUGUCGGCCUCCUCAGCGGGCAGCGGGGGCGGAGGGCUCGGGGGAGGCUCCGCGGGGGGCGGCAUGCUGAGCCCCGGGGCCGGUCCUCCUCUGGGCCGCGUGCCUGUGGUGCCAGGGGCCGGGACCGGAGCUCAGAGCGCGCAGGGACUGGGCGCCUAUCAGAAGACUGAGUAUUCUCUAAACUCAUGUGUUUCCAAAACACUCAGCGACGGUUACAACGCGGCUUAG
This is a messenger RNA of Knipowitschia caucasica, 261 nucleotides long. Lineage: Eukaryota; Metazoa; Chordata; Actinopteri; Gobiiformes; Gobiidae. The record is from the annotation of a GenBank genome assembly.